CAUUAUAUCAACUUACACGAACCGUUAGACAACCAGAUUUACGUGUAGUUGUUGCACUCCACAAUCCACAUGUUAGCAGUAGAGGCAUGAGAAUUGACCGAUCUUUUUCCUGAAACUCUCUCAUUUUCGAUUCCCAUGGCACGUUAUCAACCGCUGCGCUCUGUCACUGUCGAGGAUAUUCAGGCGCUGCAGGGAAUCUCCGCCGCCGCCGCUGCCCAACUCCACCGAAAGCUUACCGAGAUAGUUGCUAAAUACGGAGCUGACGCUACCAAUACAUGGCGGCACAUCUCUCAAUACCUUCUUACUCCGGACCUUCCCUUCGCCUUCCAUCAGAUGAUGUACUAUGGCUGUUACUUUGACUAUGGACCUGACCCGCCUGCUUGGUUGCCCGACCCGGAAGCUGCUAAGUUGACUAACAUUGGUAAGUUAUUGGAGCGACGCGGAAAGGAGUUACUGGGGUCAAGUUAUAAAAAUCCUAUUUCAAGCUUCUCUGAUUUUCAAGAAUUUACAGUCUCAAACUUGGAGAUGUACUGGAAGAUCAUAUUUGAGGAAAUGAAUAUUUCUUUCUCUGUUAGUCCUGAAUGUAUUUUGCUUGAAACUCCAUUGCACCCUGGUGGUCAAUGGCUUCCUGGAGCACGUUUAAAUCCUGCCAAGAAUUGUUUGAGGUUGAAUGCAAAGAGGAGUUUGAGUGACAUAGUUGUGAUAACUCGUGAUGAAGGAGAUGAUGAGGCACCUGUUACCAAAUUGACUCUUGAGGAACUAAGAUCAGCAGUAUGGAGAGUCGCAUAUUGCAUUGAUACACUGGGAUUGGAAAAGGGAUCUGCCAUUGCCAUAGAUAUGCCAAUGGAUGUCAAUUCCGUAGUGAUCUACUUGGCCAUUGUUAUUGCGGGUUAUGUGGUUGUCUCAAUCGCUGACAGUUUUGCUCCAACUGAAAUUGCAACGAGGCUCAUGAUAUCAAAAGCAAAGGCUAUUUUCACUCAGGAUUUCAUUAGCCGUGGUGGCAAAAAACUUCCAUUGUACAGUAAAGUGAUUGAUGCUCAAUCACCAAUGGCGAUUGUAAUUCCCAAUAGAAGCUCCACUUUGAGCAUAGAAUUGCGUGAUGGUGACAUUUCAUGGCAAGAUUUCCUAGAAAGAGUAGACAAAUCUAACAGGGAAGUUGAGUAUAUUGGGGUGGAACUACCUGUUGAAGCAUUCACAAAUAUCCUUUUCUCUUCUGGAACAACAGGGGAACCAAAGGCGAUUCCAUGGACUGCGACUACACCCCUUAGGGCGGCUGCUGAUGGAUGGUCCCACUUGAACAUUGGCAAAGAUGAUGUGGUGGCAUGGCCCACCAAUCUUGGAUGGAUGAUGGGCCCUUUGCUAAUUUACUCCACUCUGCUAAAUGGAGCAACCAUGGCCUUAUACAAUGGGUCCCCCCUUGGUGCUGGUUUUGCAAAGUUUGUUCAGGAUGCUAAAGUUACUAUGCUUGGCGUGGUCCCAAGUAUUGUGAGGGCAUGGAAAUCCACAAAUUGCACUGCUGGUUAUGAUUGGUCAUCCAUCUGGUAAUUCUUCUUAAACAUUUUCAAAA
Molecule: messenger RNA, 1567 nt
Organism: Solanum stenotomum
Lineage: Eukaryota; Viridiplantae; Streptophyta; Magnoliopsida; Solanales; Solanaceae
Product: probable acyl-activating enzyme 17, peroxisomal
Exons: 9
Coding region: 136-1545 (469 amino acids)
Source: RefSeq, a predicted model, not a curated record